Messenger RNA from Ricinus communis (castor bean), 469 nucleotides. RefSeq lists its product as uncharacterized. The record is from RefSeq and is a predicted model, not a curated record. The coding region runs from base 109 to 270 and encodes 53 amino acids. Lineage: Eukaryota; Viridiplantae; Streptophyta; Magnoliopsida; Malpighiales; Euphorbiaceae. The transcript has a single exon.
AUGGCCAAAUACUGGUCUUAAAGGAGGACAUUUACUGCUAACUCUUGUAACCAAUCUUUGAAAGUUGAAAUCAUUGAAUCCUGAAUCAGAAAGAAUUCCUCGGCAAAAAUGAAUCAGAAUUUGAGUGCACUUUCAAUAGGAGUGGUGGGAGCAGCCAUCACCUUGUCUGCCUAUUCACAAACUCUUGUCUCUCCAACUCAGUGUGUCGCAGUUGGCCUUCUGGUUCUCAUGUUUGGCUUGCUUGUUGGAGAAGGUCUCAUUUCUCUCUAGUCACACAUAUAUGGACAAGUUGGUGUAAGAUUUAUUAUUCAUCACUUUGCUUCAUAUAUAUAUAUAUAGUUCCAAAUCUUCUUUUCUGUGUAAUGUUGAAAACUUUUUCUGGUAUUAAGGAAUUUUUCUUUUUGAUGUGUUUCUGUUUGAAAACUUGGAUUCUAAGGAUUUAUCGGACAAGUUUAUCUAUAUUUAACUU